AGAUCUUCCCAACUGCUUGACUUGGCCGUCAACGGUUAGUCAUCAGGUGGACCGACGAAGUCAUUAACACCAAUCAUCGGACUUGUGUUUACUGGCACUUAAUGAAAAUAUUUCAGAAGGUUCUCAUUAGAAACGGUCGUUGAUGAAGUUUUCAUUAUCAAUGGCCAAAAAUACCGUGCUCAAAAACAACUUAUGGUGAAAGGUACAGUGUUUGCAUACAUAGAUCUUCACGGAAUCUAAAACAAAGAAGAAUUAAAGAGCCGUAUCUCAUUUGGUAUGGAUUGUCCGUUGUACUUUCAAGCUGAUUAGUAAAUAAGUUGUGUUUAUUUUAGUGCUGUAGAAGCAAAACCCAAGGAUCUAUCAAUUUGCUACUUCUGCAACUGGGGGAAUUCAGGAUUUGAUACACUCGGAGAAGUUAGGAUGAGUUAAAUAUGGUUGUUUUACGUCAACUUUUAAGUCCAUAUCUCCAUGUUUUUCGUCGGAUAAACCAGGACCAAGGUUCUCACAACCUUAUGGUUCAUGAGUGUUCUCUCUGGUACAGCCCAUAUUCUGGCUUCCGAGUAAAAAGUAUUUGGUCUCAGUUAUAUUCAGAGUCCUGAGUAUUGUGUUUUAGAAUGUUUAACUGUAUGAUUUACUUCGUUGUGGUUGUAAUUGCUUACUUCCGACUGAUAAAGUCUGACACUCCUGCCAAUUGUACUUAUGAAGAUGCACAUGGCCGAUGGAUGUUUCAUGUUGGUGACCAUCAGACAAAAUGCUCUGAGAGAUUCAAGCCAAAGCAGUCUGUUGUCAUUAAUCUUUUAUACCCGGAUAUUGCAACUGAUGCAUCUGGUAACAGAGGACAUUGGACUCUCAUCUACAAUCAAGGAUUUGAAGUGACAAUAAAUCAUCGUAAAUGGCUGAUUAUCUUCUCUUAUAAAUCUAAUGGAGAUUUUAAUUGUCAUAAAUCUAUGCCUAUGUGGACACACGAUACUUUAAUUCGUCAAUGGAAGUGUUUCAUGGCGGAGAAGAUUGGAGUACCUGACAAACCUCAAAAUAAUAAUUUGUUAGCCUCAAGAAGUUAUGGUAAUACAGUUUAUCAAGUUGAUUCAUCACUUGUGGACAGAAUAAAUGCACACCAAAACUCUUGGCAAGCAACUAUGUAUCCUGAAUUAUCAAAGUACACUAUAAAUGAACUAAGAAAUCGGGCUGGUAAUGUGAAGUCAACGCUUUCUAGACCUCACUCAAUGCUGAGUAGAAGAACGGCAACCGAGAAAGUACUUUCUUUAACUAGAAAUCUUCCAGUAGAAUUUGACUGGGUCAGUCCACCAGAAGGUUUGAAAAGUCCUGUCACACCAGUUCGUGAUCAAGGGUCUUGUGGAAGUUGUUAUGCAUUUGCAUCUGCCGCUGCACUCGAAGCUCGUAUCCGUUUAGCUAGCAAUUUUACUGAACAACCUAUUUUAUCUCCUCAAGCUGUGGUUGAUUGUAGCCCCUAUUCUGAAGGUUGCGGUGGUGGUUUUCCUUACUUAAUUGCUGGCAAGUAUGGUGAAGAUUUUGGAUUUGUCUCAGAAGAAUGUGAUCCAUAUGUUGGUAAAGAUAGUGGACGGUGUACUGCAUCUAAGAAUUGUACACGCUACUAUACUACUGAUUAUAGCUAUAUUGGAGGUUAUUAUGGUGCUACUAAUGAAGAACUUAUGCAACUAGAACUUAUUCAUAAUGGCCCAUUCCCUGUAGGAUUCGAAGUGUAUGAAGAUUUUCAGUAUUAUAAAACAGGUGUUUACCAUCACACAGGACUUCAUAAUCAACGAUACACUUUUGAUCCAUUCGAGCUAACUAAUCAUGCUGUUCUAUUAGUUGGUUAUGGUGUGGAUAAGUUAUCAGGUGAACCGUAUUGGAAGAUAAAAAAUAGUUGGGGUCAUGGAUGGGGUGAACAAGGAUUUUUCAGAAUACUUCGUGGUAGAGACGAAUGCAGUGUAGAAAGUUUAGGUGUUCGUUUCGAUCCUGUUUUAUAAUGAUUCUAACACUAUGUGCACUUGUAUCUGUGUACAUCUCUUUUUUCCCAUGUUGGCUUACACAAUAAUGAACGUGCGCUCUGUUUUGAUAGAUGGGGAAACCUAUUCAUUGAAAUUACAUGUUUUUCGUCUCACCUACAUUUGAUUUCAGUUACUUUGAAAUAGAUUGAAACGACUUCUUAUUUUCCUAUCUAAUCAUUAUAUAUAUAUAUAUAUAUAUAUAUAUAUAUAUAUAUAUAUAUAUAUAUAUAUAUAUAUGAUUAAAAGUGAGAAGUCAUAGAAGCCGGUGACUUUUCCUACUUGUUAUUAAUUAUAUGGAUAUUUCCUCUUUAAAUAUCUUUUUUCCCAUUACGUUUCCGUACGAUAAAAUAACCUAUCAAUAAUUCCGCAGUUCUUUCUUUGUUAUUUAUUCCAGUGUCAGUUGGAGUGCUUCUAAAGGCCAUCUUAGUAGCCAAUGAAAUAAUUAACUAGGUUUUUCUAUUUUAUUGAAAAAAAAAACUACCUUUCCUGUUGAAAUAAAGAAUCUGUAAUCACGGAUGUUUUCUUUUAUAUAUCAUCAAUAGUUGACCAAUAGCUAACUUCCAGUCAUCAGUAGCGUAGACUCAAUUCAUUUCGUAUCAUUUUCACGUUCAUAUUUCCUAUCAUCACUUUUUAUCUCUUUGUUUCUAGCUAUUCUAGUGUAAAGUGUGACAAUUGGAACACUUUCUUGAGGGGAAUUUAACUGUCCAGUUAAUGACAAUAGUGUCUUUUUUUUGCUCCUCUUGAGAAUUGCUGUGCUAAUAUUCGCUAUUAUUUUUGCUACCAGCUAUAGACAAACUAACGGAUUGAUCAAAACCCUUGAAGACCGACAGUUAAAUGUUUCUCACAUCAUUUUGUUCUUACCUUGCAGGUAGUUCACUGUUAUGUGAAUAACUUUUUGCCUAAGUUACUUAGACUCACUGUUAUGUCAAAAUUAGCUGUUCUAAUCUGUG
Molecule: messenger RNA, 2959 nt
Organism: Heterobilharzia americana
Lineage: Eukaryota; Metazoa; Platyhelminthes; Trematoda; Strigeidida; Schistosomatidae
Source: the annotation of a GenBank genome assembly